UUUCGUACUAGUAUAUCCGUAUUGAUAGUAAGAAUGUCUUUCAACACUUGAACUGGUAGAUAAUAGCUCAUGAUAAUCGACCUUUUCUCAAAGAAACAACUGUCGUGCCUAUACAAUCCUAAGAAAUGAAGACUAUUCAUCUCACUUGGCAAGAUUGGUGAAUAGUGCUCGUCGGGAAGUCGGAGAUGUGUGGGAUUCUUGCAGUGUUGGGUUCUUCUUUACCGGUAGAGCAGCUAAGGGAGUUGGUGAAAAGCUGCACCAGAAAGUUAUAUCACAGAGGGCCAGAUGAAGAACAGUAUUUCAUUAGCGAAGACGGCUGGUGUGGUUUAGGCUUUGCGAGAUUGAAGAUAGUUGAUCCUGAACAUGGUGCUCAACCUAUGUUCAACGACGAAAAGACAGUUUGGAGUGUGACCAACGGUGAACUUUACAACCAUGAAGAGAUUCGAGAAAAAGAGUUGGACAGGAUGCCGCUACACUCUCAUUCUGACUGUGAAAUAGUGAUUCCUUUAUACGAAAAAUACAUUGCUAGUCAGCUUUAUGAUCAUGACAUUCAGUAUUUUUAUAAUCUUUUGCGUGGAGUGUUUGCUUCUUGUGUCGUUGACUUGAAACGUGGUUUCUUUAUGGCCGGAAGAGACCCAAUUGGAGUACGAGCUUUGUUUUAUGGAACUAGUAAAGAUGGUGCUGUUUGGUUUGCUUCUGAGGCGAAGUCUAUUAUGGAUGUUUGUGAUUAUGUGACAGCCUUUAUUCCUGGUACUUUUGUGAAAGGAUACAGAGGUCGUGAACAAGACUUUUCCUUUACGAGAUACUAUGAACCCGUAUUUUGGAAUGAUCAUUGGAUGCCAGUUUCUCCAGUUGACUAUCAGCUUCUACAUGAUACCUUUGUGUUAUCUUGUAAGCGUCGUUUGAUGUCGGACGUUCCAGUUGGAGUAUUUAUCUCAGGAGGAUUGGACUCUUCACUGGUAGCUUCCGUUGCCAAACGUCUACUUGGCCCUCAUUAUGAGUUUCAUUCUUUUGCUUGUGGUCUUGAGGGUGCUCCAGAUGUCGCUGCCGCUCAACGAGUAGCAGAUUUCUUGAAAACAAAACAUCAUGUUUUGACUUUUACUGUUGAAGAGGGCAUCAAAGCAUUGGAUGAUGUAAUCUAUCACUUGGAAACUUACGAUGUAACUACAGUCCGAGCAUCGACACCAAUGUAUUUGUUAUCUGGUUUAUGCAAAAAGUAUGUCAAAGUAGUUCUUUCUGGUGAAGGAGCAGACGAAAUAUUUGGUGGAUAUCUCUACUUCCACAACGCACCAGAUGAAGUUGCGUUUCAUCAAGAAACUGUUCGUCGAGUGAAACUUUUGUAUACUGCUGAUGUAUUGCGUGGAGAUAGAGCAACAGCUGCUCAGAGUUUAGAACUUCGAGUUCCCUUCUUGGAUAGAGACUUCCUUGAUGUUGCUAUGAGUAUUCAUCCCCGUGAAAAGGUUACUUGUAAGAACAGAAUCGAAAAAUACAUUAUUCGUUAUGCCUUUUCGAAAGAAUUUUGUGGCGAAGUCUAUCUUCCCGAUGAUAUAUUAUGGAGACAAAAGGAACAGUUUUCUGACGGUGUUGGUUACAGUUGGAUUGAUGGUUUAAAAGCAUAUUGUGAAAAAGCAGUGACAGAUCAAGAUAUGCAAAACGCGGCGCAACGUUUUCCACAUGACACACCCACAACAAAGGAGGCAUAUGUUUAUCGUGAUAUAUUUGAGAGGCAUUUUGGCAAGUCACGCGCUGUACAAGGCCUUCGUGAGUCAAUUGCAAGAUGGGUACCUAUGUGGAGUGAUAGUACUGACCCAAGUGGUCGUGCACAAAAAUUUCAUGUGGCAGCUUAUUCUAACGGAGGGGAGUAAGUGGCAAAUAUUUGUGUAGAAGAUAGACAGACGCUGUUGAAUAGAAAACAAUAGCUUUUGUAUCUUGCAAGGUGGAUAAUGAUAUUAUCCUCGCAGCAUCACUAGUUUUCUAAAUAAAUGGUGCUACGAAGUC
This is a messenger RNA of Galdieria sulphuraria, 1998 nucleotides long. RefSeq names its product asparagine synthase (glutamine-hydrolyzing). Gene Ontology annotation, cellular component: cytosol. Gene Ontology annotation, molecular function: asparagine synthase (glutamine-hydrolyzing) activity. The transcript has 2 exons. Bases 186 to 1865 code for a protein of 559 amino acids. Lineage: Eukaryota; Rhodophyta; Bangiophyceae; Galdieriales; Galdieriaceae. The record is from RefSeq and is a predicted model, not a curated record.